Molecule: messenger RNA, 465 nt
Organism: Perkinsus marinus ATCC 50983
Lineage: Eukaryota; Perkinsozoa; Perkinsida; Perkinsidae
Exons: 3
Coding region: 1-465 (154 amino acids)
Source: RefSeq, a predicted model, not a curated record
AUGCUUGUCAAGCAGUCUGCGGUCCUGUGUAGGAGGCUGGGUCCGCUCUGUAGGACGUUUACUUCGUGGAAGGACUAUGAACUCGUCGCCAAACGCCUCGACCGUGAGUUCCCUGCUGAAGACCCUAGAAUGGUGAACGCUUACCGUAUUAGAACUCUGGCGCUGGAGCUUGACGACUUCAUAGACGAUCCGAAGGCGGUGCUGAAAGAAAAAGAUGCGGCAGGCAUAGUCAACCAUUGGAAGCACAUAUACGACGCUCGUCUACAUGCUACUGUUUACCCGGAGAUGGCUGAGGACAAGGAGUCCUGUCAAGGCGAGUCAUCGAGCUGGGAGCAUGACCGCAUCUCGGUCGAGAAGGACCCAUCCAAGAAAGUGGCUGACUUAGCCAACGCUAGUACCAUCCGUCGGGCUAGGGAGGUCGACAGGGCCAUGCAAAAGGACCGAGCCCACCGUAUUAAGAACUAG